Molecule: messenger RNA, 1241 nt
Organism: Filobasidium floriforme
Lineage: Eukaryota; Fungi; Basidiomycota; Tremellomycetes; Filobasidiales; Filobasidiaceae
Product: putative oxidoreductase
Exons: 9
Coding region: 48-1088 (346 amino acids)
Molecular function (GO): oxidoreductase activity
Source: RefSeq, a predicted model, not a curated record
CAUCCCUGCUGCCCCAUCGCACUCCUUUCUCUCCCUUUCUUCUUCACAUGUUCAUAGCCAGAAACGCUACCAAAACACUCAAACGAAACCCCAGAUUCACCAACCUCACCACCUUACGUACAUUCCACACGAGUUUGACCAAUCUCAACAAGAUGAGCGAAGAGACCAAGCAACAGAUCAAGACCGCUUUCCCCGAGCUCUUGAACAUCGCCAAGCAGAAGACUACUCUGCCGGGGAGGGAAAAGGAUAUGACCCCGAUCGCCAAGCAUACCGAGCUCGAAGUCUGGACCAACGAGGGAGAGCCCGAGAUCUACGACUACAAGGGCAGCAACAAGCUCAAGGGAAAGGCUGCGAUCCUCACCGGUGCUGACUCUGGGAUCGGACGGGCCACCGCGCUGGCUUUCCACAGGGAAGGAGCUGUCGUCACCAUCUCUUAUCUCGCGGAGGAGGAGGAGGACGCUCAGGCCGUCAAGAAGCAGAUCGAAUCCGAGGGCGGACAGUGUCUCUGCGUUCCCGGUGAUCUCAUGAAGGACGAGACUUGCGAGAGCGUCGUCAAGAAGCACAUGGAAAAGUACGGACAUUUGGAGAUCUUGGUCAACAACGCCUCCAAGCAGAUCAAGUGCAAGGACAUUGUCGAUAUCGAUCUCGACAACGUCAGGUCGACGUUCCACAGCAACAUUGUCCAGAUGAUCGCCAUGGCCAAGUUCUGCGUGCCUCAUAUGAAGGCUGGAGCGAGCAUUGUCAACGACGCCUCGGUUACCGCUUUCAAGGGAUCACCCGCCAUGGUCGACUACUCGUCCACCAAGGGAGCCAUCGUCUCCUUCACCCGAGCCCUCGCCGGUCAACUCGCCCCCAAGGGAAUCCGUGUCAAUGCCGUCGCUCCGGGACCCAUCUACACCCCGCUCCAGCCCGCUUCAAGGGAGGCCGAGGAGAUGGAAGACUGGACUGUCGGGGGCGUGCCUUUGAGGGGACGUGCUGGUCAGCCCAGUGAGAUCGCUCCCAGCUUCGUCUUCCUCGCUUCCAACGAGUGUUCGAACAUCAUCACUGGAAACAUUAUCCACGCCAACUUGGGUCAAUACUUUGCUUAAGCGCAAUGGACCGGCGUAUAGUCUGAGAGGAAGGAUAACAGAGGUGCAAGAAUCGAGUUUUCUACGUGUAGCCAAAUACGAAAUGAUUAGUGAGAAAUGCCAUAUAGAGAUCGUUCAAAGGUGAACGCUUCGGUGAAUGUAUGUGGGUGUGGG